UAUCAUAUUGAAAAAUCAAUAUAUAAUCCAUUAGGCAUGGAACCUGAACUCAUAGAAGCUCUGCAACCUUUUGACUGCCAUGGCAACCGUUUUGUUGAUUGCCCAAAUAAUAACAGUACUAUUUCUCUGUGUUCUAUAUUUCGGGUUAAGGAGAGGGUUACCACAGCCGCCGGGACCGAAAGGGUUGCCGAUAAUAGGCAACAUGCUGACGACGCCGGUGACGGACCUAACACACCAGGGACUUGCCAAACUCGCUAAGCAAUACGGCGGUAUCUUUCAUCUCCGCAUGGGGAUUCAGCACAUGAUAGUCGUUUCAUCACCGGAAAUGGCUCGUCAAGUGCUUCAAGUCCAUGACAACAUUUUCUCAAACCGCCCGGCCAACAUAGCAACCUCGUAUCUCACCUACAACCGAGCCGAUCUCGUUUUCGCAAACUACGGACCAUUCUGGCGCCAAAUGCGCAAGCUCUGCGUUGCGAAGCUGUUCAGCCGCAGACGAGCGGAGUCCUGGGACUCGGUCCGAGACCGAGUCGACUCGGCUGUGAGAAUUGUAGCUGCUAACGCUGGCAGAGCGUUCAACGUUGGAGAGUUGGUGUUUUCUCUAACGAGAGGUAUUGUUUACCAGGCGGCUUUCGGGACAAGCGCCAUGGAAAGGCAGGAAGAGUUCGUUGAGAUUCUGCAGGAGUUCAACAAGCUCUAUGGAGUUUUCAACAUCGCCGACUUCAUCCCAUGGCUGAGAUGGAUCGACCCCCAGAGACUCAACGGUAGAUUCACCAAGGCUCGUCUGUCUUUGGACUGUUUCAUCGACAAGAUCAUCGACGAUCACAUGAGAAAGAAGGAAGACGAUAUGAACAACAAAGGCAUCGGCAACCAUGAUGAUGAAGCCGAUCAUAGUGAUAUGGUGGACAGUUUACUUGCUUUUUAUUCUCGUGAAGGUGAUGGUAGUGCAAAAUUAGUAAAGGAAUCCGUUGAAGAUUUGCAAAACUUCAUCAAACUCACCAAAGAUAACAUCAAAGCCAUCAUCAUGGACGUGAUGUUUGGUGGGACUGAAACGGCAGCAUCGGUCAUAGAGUGGACAAUAUCGGAGCUUCUGAGAAGCCCGGAGGAGCUAAAAAUAGUGCAACAAGAGCUUGCUGACAUAGUGGGCCUUGAUCGUAGACUUGAAGAGACUGACCUUGAGAAGCUGACCUACUUAAAAUGUGUUAUCAAGGAGACUCUCCGACUCCACCCUCCGGUCCCUUUGCUCCCCCAUGAGACGUCCGACCAUUGUGAGGUUGGUGGUUACUUUAUCCCCAAGAAAUCUAGAGUGAUGAUCAAUGCAUGGGCAAUUGGGAGGAACAACGACUUCUGGGAAGAGGCUGAGAGUUUCAAGCCCUCAAGGUUUCUCAAAAAUGGUGCUCCGGACUACAAGGGAAGCAACUUUGAGUAUAUACCAUUCGGUUCGGGUCGCAGGUCUUGUCCCGGAAUGCAACUUGGGCUCUUCACAGUGGAAAUGGCGGUUGGACAUCUCCUCCAUUGUUUUAGGUGGGAGUUGCCGGAGGGAAUGAAUCCUAGUGAGCUCGAAAUGAAUGAUGCAUUCGGACUCACUGCUCCCAGGGCGAGUCGACUAGUUGCCGUGCCCACUAAACGUGUAUUAUGUCGUCUGUCAUGACAAAAUUAAUCCAAAUUUGUAUCUCUUAAGAGGAAUUGGUAUAUACAAUGUUUUAUGUGUUAA
Molecule: messenger RNA, 1711 nt
Organism: Ziziphus jujuba (common jujube)
Lineage: Eukaryota; Viridiplantae; Streptophyta; Magnoliopsida; Rosales; Rhamnaceae
Product: cytochrome P450 84A1
Exons: 2
Coding region: 80-1648 (522 amino acids)
Biological process (GO): lignin biosynthetic process
Molecular function (GO): iron ion binding; heme binding; oxidoreductase activity, acting on paired donors, with incorporation or reduction of molecular oxygen
Source: RefSeq, a predicted model, not a curated record